AUGUACGAAAGAAUCAUAAAGGAAGUGAAGAAGACGUUGUAUAAGACACUAGGCAAGACUCAUCUUACGUUUGAGCAAUUAAGUGCAGUGGUAAUGGACAUCGAACGCCACCUAAAUAAUCGCCCACUCACCAACAUCGAAAGUGACGGAGGGGAGCCGCAAGUACUGACACCCAAUACCAUUUUAUGGGGCGACGAUUCACAUAUUUUGGAAGAUCGAGAACAAGACGAAAGUGACGUUACGAAGAUGCACAGACGUCUCAACGUUGCCAGACAACACGCGUGGAACCGUUGGCACAAAGAAUAUAUACACAGCCUUAUGGAAUCGCAUCGAAUAGUCAAAGGUGACGGACAACUGCCAAUGCUCGGGGGGAUUGUAUUAGUACUCGGGAAAGAAAAGAACCGUGGGCUUUGGAAAAAAGGCAAAGUAUUGCGACGCAUAUUAGGUAAAGACGGAGUUGUGCGAGGAGUUGUGCUUCGUCAUAAAGGACACGAGAUUGAGCGACCUAUUCAAUUAGUUUGCCCUCUGGAGAUACGUAGCAGAGAAGUAGAAGAACCGAAAACACCAACGCCAGAAGUUGAGGAGAAACGAGAGAGACCACGAAGAGGCCACAUUUAA
Dendronephthya gigantea is the source of this 618-nucleotide messenger RNA. RefSeq lists its product as uncharacterized. NCBI's taxonomy places the organism in Eukaryota, Metazoa, Cnidaria, Anthozoa, Malacalcyonacea, Nephtheidae. The transcript has a single exon. The record is from RefSeq and is a predicted model, not a curated record. Bases 1 to 618 code for a protein of 205 amino acids.